UGGGGUAGCACAUUGAUCUGAAGGCUUCGCGGAGCACCGCGGCUCGGGGCUUGGCGUCGAUCUCAGUGUCUGGUAGGAAUCCGGGCCUGAGUCAGGUCUGGGUCCCCGGGAGAUGGAUCGUAUGUGGAAUGCGUGGAACGGAAAAUACGUCGGAGGGAAAGGACCUUCGUCACUUUGGGCCCAAGGCGUCGUGGUCGCCUGGCUCAGCAGGGCCGAAUGGGACCAGGUGAUGGUCUAUCUGUUCUGUGACGACCAUAAGUUGCAACGGUACGCGCUGAACCGCAUCACCGUGUGGAGGAGCAGGUUAGGCAACGAACUCCCCCUGGCAGUGGCUUCUACCGCUGACCUGGUACGCUGUAAGCUCGUGGAUGUAACUGGUGGCUUGGGCACGGAUGAACUUAAACUGCUGUAUGGCAUGGCAUUGGUCAGGUUUGUGAAUCUCAUCUCAGAGAGGAAGACUAAGUAUGUCAAGCUCCCCCUCAGGUUCCUGGCUCAGGAGGUGGACAUUCCAGAAUGGAUUGUGGAACUUCGUCAUGAGUUGACCCACAAAAAAAUGCCCCAUAUAAAUGACUGCCGCAGAGGUUGCUACUUUGUCCUGGAUUGGCUCCAGAAGACCUACUGGUGCCGCCAACUGGAGAACAGCCUGAGAGAGACCUGGGAGUUGGAGGAAGACAGGGAAGAGACAGAUGAAGAGGACCAAGAAGAUAAGAACAUCAUCGUUGAUGACAUCACAGAACAGAGACCAGAGCCUCAGGCCAAUGGGAAAGGUGUAAAGUUGGAUGUCAGGGAUGAUGAAGACAGCAAAGGCAGCAAAGAGGUGGAUUCUCAUUUGGAAAAGACUGCGAGACAUAAAGAGUUGUAUGAAAGAGCCCGAGAACUGCUGGUAUCAUACGAAGAGGAGCAGUUUAAGGUGCUGGAGAAAUUUAGGUAUUUACCUCAGGCCAUUAAGGCGUGGAAUAUCCUGUCCCCACGUGUAGAAUGCAUCCUGGCAGAACUCAAGGGCAUAUCGUGGGAGAACAGGGAGCCUGUGCUGGAUGCUUUCCUGGAUGAUGGCUUCCUCAUCCCCACAUUCGAGCAGUUGGUGGCUUUGCAGAUAGACUAUGAAGAAAACGUGGACUUGAAUGACAUCCUGGUGCCAAAGCCGUUCUCUCAGUUCUGGCAGCCCCUGCUCAGGGGCUUGCACUCCCAGACCUUCACACAGGCCCUGCUGGAGAGGAUGUUCUCUGAGCUGCCAGCCUUGGGGGACAGAGGGAUCCGGCCCACCUACAUCCUCAGAUGGACCAUUGAACUGAUCGUGGCCAACACCAAGACUGGACGGAAUGCUCGCCGAUUUUCUGCAAGCCAGUGGGAAGCGAGAAGGAACUGGAGGCUGUUCAACUGCUCUGCCUCCCUUGACUGGCCCCGGGUGGUUGAGUCCUGCUUGGGCUCACCUUGCUGGGCCAGCCCUGAACUCCUUCAGCUCGUCUUCAAAGCCAUGGGGCAGGUGCUACCAGAUGAAGAGCAGAAGAAGCUGCUGAGCAUCUGUUCCAUUUAUACCCAGAGUGGAGAAAACUGCCUGAUGCAAGAGGGCUCAGAGGUCUCCCCCAUUGGGAAGUCUCCAUACACACUGGACAGUCUGCAUGGGAGCCUUGAACCAGCUGGCUCCAGCUUUGGGUCUGAAGGAAAGGCCCAGCAGCAGGAGGAGCAGGGCAGCUUUAAUGAUGUCAAGGAAGAAGAGAAGAAUCUGAAAGAGGUCUUGCAAGACCGGGUGGAGGAGGAGGAAGAGGAAAAGGAAAAUGAUGACCAGGAAGAGGAAGAGGAGGAUGAAGAUGAUGAUGAUGAUGAAGAUGGUGGUGGUGGUGGUAGUGGUGAUGAUGGUGAUGAUGAUGAUGAUGAUGAUGAUGAUGAUGAUGAUGAAGAAGAAGAAGAAGAAGAAGAAGAAGAAGAGGAGGAAGAGAGAAUGGAGAUCGGGUCUUUUUCUGUGGGGCAGGAGUCCCCCACUGCUGAGAAUGCCAGGCUCCUGGCCCAGAAGAGAGAAGCUUUGCAGGGCUCUGCAUGGCAAGUUAGCUUAGAAGAUGUGCAAUGGGACACAUUCCCCUUAGGCCAAAUGCCAGGUCAGACUGAGGACCCAGCAGAGCUUAUGCUGGAGAAUUAUGACACCAUGUAUCUUUUGGACCAGCCUGUGCUAGAGCGGCGGCUGGAACCCCCAAAGUGCAAGUCUGGCACCCUGGGCCUGAGCUGUGGUGUCAGCCGUGGCAGCUGCAGCAACAGCAGCAGUAGCAACUUUGAAGGCCUUCUCUGGAGCCAGGGGCAGCUGCAUGGGCUCAAAACUGGCCUGCAGCUCUUCUGAUGCCUUCUGUGGUGCAAGUGUUCAUCCAGCCCUUUUUGCCAUUGGGGGUGGCAACAGCCCACCCCCGAUGCACCUGAUGCUCUGUGAAACAGUUUGGGAGACAGCCCGGAUCAGCCACAUCAAUUUGGCUUUCCACCAUGGUGGAAUUUCGAAUGUUUGGGUUUUUGUUUUGUUUUGUUUUAAAAAACAAUAAACAGGCAACUGUCA
Messenger RNA from Galeopterus variegatus (Sunda flying lemur), 2536 nucleotides. It is a transcript of the gene LAS1L, whose product is annotated as LAS1-like (S. cerevisiae). The coding region runs from base 113 to 2329 and encodes 738 amino acids. Gene Ontology annotation, molecular function: endonuclease activity. NCBI's taxonomy places the organism in Eukaryota, Metazoa, Chordata, Mammalia, Dermoptera, Cynocephalidae. The transcript is spliced from 13 exons. The record is from RefSeq and is a predicted model, not a curated record. Gene Ontology annotation, cellular component: Las1 complex; preribosome, large subunit precursor. Gene Ontology annotation, biological process: maturation of LSU-rRNA; maturation of 5.8S rRNA.